Effrenium voratum is the source of this 408-nucleotide messenger RNA. Lineage: Eukaryota; Dinophyceae; Suessiales; Symbiodiniaceae. The record is from the annotation of a GenBank genome assembly.
AUGUUUGACUUCGAUGCGCUGGAUGUGCUGGAUUCACCAAAGUGGGAGACUCGCCUGGGGCGCUCUUUCGCAGUAAUGCCCGACGGCGUGGGAAUUCGCUAUGAGGUGCUCGGCUCUGGUCCUUGCGUGGUGCUCAUUCCAGGUGGUCAGAGCGGCGUUUGCGAGUGCCAGCAGUUCCCCUUGCUCCGCAGGCUUCUACCCGCCAACGGGUUCCGAGUGCUUUUGCACGACCGCCGCAACUGCGGUGGCAGCGAUCUGGGCGGGGACGGGUGCGAGGCGGAAGAGCAAGUGGAGGAUUUGAGGCGUCUUUUGGUUUGGCUGAAGCUGAGCCCCGCGGUCAUCGUGGGCAACUCCUCUGGCGGGCGCCUGGGAUUGCUGCUGGCGCGGAGGACAGGGGAGGAAGCAUAG